This is a messenger RNA of Solanum verrucosum, 405 nucleotides long. RefSeq names its product late embryogenesis abundant protein 6-like. Gene Ontology annotation, biological process: embryo development ending in seed dormancy. Bases 19 to 405 code for a protein of 128 amino acids. The record is from RefSeq and is a predicted model, not a curated record. Lineage: Eukaryota; Viridiplantae; Streptophyta; Magnoliopsida; Solanales; Solanaceae. The transcript is spliced from 2 exons.
UCAAGUACAAAGAAGAAAAUGCACUCAGUAAAGGAGAAAGUAAGCAACGCAGCUGCCGCUGGUAAAGAGCACGUUGAUAUUCUCAAAGCCAAAGCCGAAGAAAAGGCAGAGAAAGCAGUAGCAAGGACAAGGGAAGAGAAAAGAAUAGCAGAAGAGGUGAGAAAAGCAAAAGAAGCAGAAGCAAAGAUGGAGCUGCAUCAAGCGAAAGCACGUCAUGCAGCGGAGACGCUGCAAUCGAAGCAAUCUCAUCUUAUAGGGCCUCACGGCCACCAUCACGGUACUCAUACGGUUGGUGUUCAUCAAGGCCAGCAAAAUCCAGUGGUCGGUAGUACCAUUCCAACUACUGGUACCGUUGCUCCAACCUAUCCUCUUGGAGGUUACCCUCCUUCGCAUGGCCAUAUCUAA